AUGGGAACUGCUUGGAGUGGAGUUUCGGAAAGCUAAUUUUAAACAUAUGAAAGAAGAAUGCUUUCUCAUACAGGGAUACCAUUAUAAAAUUUUGAGAUCUUCAAUGUCAUCAUUGAUAAUAAAAGAAACUAUGUUAGAACAGUUAGAGUUGGGUUGGAGAAAAAUCCCCCAAUGGUCCUCAUUCAUGGCUACGGUGGCUCAGGAAUAAUGUUUUGGCAGAUAAUAAAGCCACUUGCUGAUAAAUACAAUUUAUUCGUAUUAGAUGUUCUUGGAUACGGAGGAAGCAAAUUGUGGAGAAAACAAAUAGACCUUGAAAAAUUUAUCUUGGUUGGACACUCCUUUGGAGGCUAUCUUUGUGGAAUUUACGCCUCUAGAUAUCCCUAUAGAGUGAAGAAACUUUAGCUUCUCUCACCUGCAGGGAUAGGUAAAUAGCCUGAAAAUUACGAAGUGAUGAUGUAAUUAGAGUAUUAUCAGAAAAAAAUAAAGCCAAUGUUUGAUUCGAAAUUAGAAGAAUACGCCUGGAAUGGAGUGUAUUUCAAAUACUAUGAGCCUCAGGCAGAGGAUGUGCUGAUUGUAUCGUUGGUGGCUAUGUAAGUAGAAAUUUUUCUGGUCUUCCAAAGUCUCACUAACUUGAUUAUAAACGGGUCAUCUGAAUAUUCCAUUUACAAAUGUUUAAAUUACGAUCUCUUUGCUAUUCAUCCAUUAGAAGAAGAUGAUAGACUUGGAGGUAUAUAGAUUCCAGUAAGUAUAUUUUAUGGUGAUAGAGAUUGGAUGCCUUAAGAGGGUGCUCUUAAUGUUAUCAAUAAAAAUCCAUACAGAGGCACUCACAGCCACUUUCAUAUAAUCAAAAAUUCAAACCAUCAUCUCUACUUUGAUAAUCCUGACGAACUUUCUAAAAAAAUACUUAAGGAUUUAGAAAAUAUAAAUGAAAUAGAUGAUGUCAAGUCUUAAAAAUAAGAGCUAAUUACUAGCUUUGACAAAAAUAAUGAGAAAGAGUCUAUGUAUAUCAAAAAUGAGAUAGAUGCUUGGUUAGACCUCAUUGAAGAUUUUAAUGAUUCUAAAAGUAAAAUGUUCUACGAUCGUUAGUUUAGUACUAUAAAUUUGAAUUAGUAAUUUGACUACGUAAUGUGA
This is a messenger RNA of Stylonychia lemnae, 1131 nucleotides long. Lineage: Eukaryota; Ciliophora; Spirotrichea; Sporadotrichida; Oxytrichidae. The record is from the annotation of a GenBank genome assembly.